AUGUCUGCUCCGCUCGGGCCCCGGGGCGGCCCGGCCGCUCCUCCUGCAGCGGCUGACCUACCGGAGAUGCCGGACCUGAGCCACCUAACAGAGGAGGAAAGAAAGAUCAUCCUCUCUGUCAUGGACCGACAGAAGAAGGAAGAGGAGAAGGAGCAGUCCAUGUUGAAGGAGAAAGAAGAACCAAAGCCUCAGCCAUCUCAGUGGAAUCCCUUUAGUGGGAUCAGUGAGCUGGUUAACAAUGUCCUUCAGCCCCAGUCAAAGUCCCCGAGCGAGGAGGAGCCCAAGGCGAAGCUGCACCAGCAGUUUGAGAUGUAUAAAGACCAGGUGAAGAAGAUUGGGGAAGAGGCUCAGAAGAGCCAGGAGCAGAAGGGCGAUUCUCCCACCUGUGGGAUCUGCCACAAAACCAAGUUUGCCGACGGCUGCGGCCAUGUCUGUUCUUAUUGCCAAACAAAGUUCUGCGCUCGCUGCGGAGGACGAGUAUCUCUUCGCUCAAACAAGGAGGACAAAGUGGUGAUGUGGGUAUGCAACCUGUGCCGAAAACAACAAGAAAUCCUCACAAAGUCCGGGGCCUGGUUCUACAGCGGUGCUGAGGGCCGUAGGUUAGGGCCCCAGGCCAAAAGGCAAGGGGGCCCUGCGGGGCCUUCAUCCAAUCCACAAGACCCCCUCCGAAACGGUUCAGGCUCUCUCCUCGACAGAACGAAAAUGCAGUUUGAGACAUUGCGACAGUUUUGUAGCUCUGUUUUAUCCCAUUUUAACGGAGCCUUCACGCCACCUCAGAACAUCUUGCAGACAGAGCUGUUGGAGCAAGCGCUUAACAUCGGAAGGAAAAGAAGUCCAUCUGCGACCAGGGAUCCAAACCAAGUGUAUAACCAAAGGGAGGGGGGAGGCUCGCAGUAUGCGCCGGUGGAUGGCGGCAUGCCUCGUUCUCCGUCCGACUACGGACGGGACCCUCGACGGACAUCGCGGGACUCCAGGAUGUACAACGACUCGGGAGGAUACUGGGAUUCCAGGGGCCGUUGGCAUUCCCAGGACCACCAGCUGGACGCGGAGCUAGAUGACUACGAGCUUCAGCGGCGGCGUGAGGAGGAGUACCAGGCCCGUUACCGUAGUGACCCUAACCUGGCUCGUUACCCGGUGAAGCCGCAGCCCUAUGAGGAACAGAUGCGCAUCCAUGCCGAGGUGUCGCGGGCGCGGCACGAACGUCGCCAUAGCGAUGUUUCGCUGGCUUACACCGAGCUCGACGACCUUCAGGGCCACGCAGGACGCCAGUCCCGCCCGCCCCUCGUCGGAGGCCCCGGCCAGCGCUCCUAUUCGGUGGACAGGACGUCACCGGGUCCGCGGACGUCCAACCACAGCCCUCCCACCCCCCACCGGAGCCCCGUCCUGGGGGAGGGGCGAAGGGGGCUCGGGGAACCCGCGCGGAAGCCCGUUCCCCAGCAGCACCACCUCGACCCGAGUUCGGCUAUGCGCAGGAACAAGCGAGAGAAAAUGGACAGCAUGCUGAGGAACGACUCGCUCAGCUCGGACCAGUCGGAGUCCGUCCGACCUCCCCCGCCCAGGCCCCACCGCAGCAAACGCAUGGGCAAGCUGAGGCAGCUGGGUAGUUUCAGCAGCUCGGAGGAAGAGCUGGCCACCACGCCGGAGUACACCAGCUGCGAAGACGUGGAGCUGGAGAGUGAGUCCAUCAGUGAGAAAGGAGAUAUGGAUGGCCACUGGUGGGACCAUGCGUCUUGGCAUAAUGACUCCGCCCCUAUGUCUAUGCACCCGGUGACAUGGCAACCGUCCAAAGAUGGCGAACGCCUAAUAGGGCGGAUACUGCUAAACAAGCGGAUGAAAGAUGGAACCGUGCCCAGAGACACUGGGGCGCUGUUGGGCCUGAAGGUGGUUGGAGGGAAAAUGACAGAGUCUGGUAGACUUUGUGCUUUCAUCACUAAAGUGAAGAAGGGAAGUCUAGCAGACACUGUUGGUCACCUCCGACCAGGCGAUCAGGUUCUGGAAUGGAAUGGUAGAGUCUUGCAAGGAGCCACAUUCAAGGAAGUUUACAAUAUCAUUCUAGAAUCCAAGCCAGAACCCCAAGUGGAGCUGGUCGUCUCCCGCCCCAUUGGUGAUAUCCCUAGAAUACCAGAGAGCACACAUGGACAGCUCGAAUCAAGUUCGAGUUCCUUUGAAUCCCAGAAAAUGGGACCGUCCAUCUCAGUCACCUCCCCCAUGAGUCCCGGCAUGCUCCGGGACGCCCCCCAGUACCUAUCAGGACAGCUGUCAGUAAAAUUAUGGUAUGACAAAGUGGGACACCAGCUCAUCGUCACAAUCCUGGGAGCGAAAGAUCUGCCUUCGAGGGAGGACGGGCGGCCGAGGAAUCCCUACGUCAAAAUCUACUUCCUGCCCGACAGAAGUGAUAAGAGCAAGAGGAGAACGAAAACGGUGAAGAAGUCCCUGGAACCCAAGUGGAACCAGACCUUCAUGUAUUCGCCGGUGCACAGACGGGAAUUCAGGGAACGCAUGUUAGAGAUCACGCUAUGGGACCAAGCACGGGUUCGAGAGGAGGAAAGCGAGUUCCUGGGGGAGAUCCUGAUUGAGCUGGAGACGGCUCUUCUGGACGACCAGCCUCACUGGUACAAGUUACAGACGCACGACCUGUCCUCCAUACCUCUGCCCAACCCCUCUCCGCACAUGCAGAGACGACUUCUGCACGGAGAGAGCCCCACACGCAGGCUACAGAGAUCACAGCGUAUCAGUGACAGUGAGUUCUCUGAUUAUGACUGUGAGGACGGAAUUGGUGUCAUAUCAGAUUACAGACAUAACGGCAGGGAUUUCCAGAGCUCCACGCUUUCGGUCCCUGAACAGGUCAUGUCGUCCAAUCACUGCUCUCGCUCAGACAUGAUCCGAACGCGAUCGCGGUCGCCAAGCGUUCCUCCUCCACAGAGCCGGAGUUUAGACCAUGGCGUGCGGGGUGGACCCUCGCUCUAUGGCUCUGGCCGAAUAGACCGUCAUCGGCUGUCCGAAGACAGAUACUCACCUGACAGAGCUCGCGUGUGUGAAUGCAUGGUGGACAGGCAUGAUUAUCAUAGGUCCAGGUCAGCUGACCAGCGGCCUAUGAUGGAUCGUCCUAUGUACACCCGCUCUCGAUCCACGGAGCGUCCCGAAUCCGGCUACAUGAGAUCAAUGCCAUCCUUACCAUCUGGACGAUCUGCCCCUCCCUCACCUGCCUUAACGAGAGCGAACCCCCGGGCGGGAUCUGUGCAAACCAGCCCAAACAGUACCCCGGUGUCCGGUCGGAGAGGUCGGCAGCUACCGCAGGUCCCACCGAAAGGAUCGCUGGACAGAAGUGCUAUGAAGGACCCUCAGUCCAAACGGGGAUUAGACAGCCUCUCCAUGAAGUCGUCGGACAGCGAUGUAAGCGACGUGUCCGCUAUGUCGAGCGCGUCUCGGCUUAGCAGCACGAGCUACAUGUCUGUCCAGUCAGAGAGGGCGCGAGGAAACCGCAGGAUCAGUGACUUUACAUCUAAAAUCAAAAACAGGCAAACGGGUAACGCGGGGACCAACAUGACCAAGAGCUCGAGCGUCGGGGGGGACAUGUGCUCCCUGGGGAGGAACGAUGACGAUGAAGACGACAAGAAGAGGCGAUCCAGCUUCGGUGCCAAAAUGGCGGCCAUGGUCGGGCUGGGGAAGAAGAGUCAGAGCACCUCUCAGCUGGAUCCGGAGGAGGAGGGAAAGAAGAAAAAGCCUGUUCGUUUGGCCAUCCAGAGGAGUGUAGAAACAGGACUAGCUAUUGAGAUGAAGAGCAGGAUGACACGGCAGCCCAGCCGAGAGUCCACAGAAGAGGGCGAGAAAGCCAAGCCUGGGAAUCUUAUCUUCCCUGGGGUAAAGAUCUCUUCAGACAGCCAGUUCACCGAGUUCUUGGAUGGAUUAGGCCCCGCCCAACUCGCAGGGAGACAGACGCUGGCCACGCCUCCAAUGGGUGAUAUCCAGAUUGGAAUGAUCCAUAGGAAAGAGAGGCUGGAUGUUGAAGUUAUUCGAGCCAGAGGCCUGGUGGGUAAACCAGGCAACAAACAGACGCCAGCUCCCUACGUCAAAGUCUACCUCCUAGACAACGGGAAAUGUAUAAACAAGAAGAAAACGAGACUGGCUCGGAAAACGCUGGAUCCUCUUUACCAACAACAGCUUCAGUUUGAGGAGAACCCAGAGGGAAAGGUUUUACAGAUUAUCGUAUGGGGGGACUACGGACGAAUGGACCACAAAUCCUUCAUGGGUGCCGCUCAGAUUCUUCUAGACGAUUUAGAGUUGACCAACAUGGUGAUUGGCUGGUACAAGCUUUUCCCUCCCACCUCGUUGGUGGAUCCGACUUUGGCACCGUUAUCUAGUAAAGCUUCUCAAUCAUCACUGGACACUUCCAAUGUUCGGUCGUAG
Molecule: messenger RNA, 4407 nt
Organism: Chanos chanos (milkfish)
Lineage: Eukaryota; Metazoa; Chordata; Actinopteri; Gonorynchiformes; Chanidae
Gene: rims2b
Product: regulating synaptic membrane exocytosis 2b
Exons: 32
Coding region: 1-4407 (1468 amino acids)
Biological process (GO): positive regulation of synaptic transmission; intracellular protein transport; regulation of synaptic plasticity
Cellular component (GO): presynaptic membrane; cytoskeleton of presynaptic active zone
Molecular function (GO): small GTPase binding; transmembrane transporter binding
Source: RefSeq, a predicted model, not a curated record